AUGGGAUCUCUCUCGGCUCCCAAGCGUGUCCUACUCCUCACCAACUCCGAGCACGGCCAAGCCAACGUCUUCCUAGCCGCCGGUUACGCUCUCCUCACACUCCCAGACGAAGAUGUUGAGGUUCACUUCGCUUCCUUCACACCCAUCCAAAAGUGUGUCCUCUCCACAUACGAACAUGCCAAGCGUAACAAGCCUCUUGCCCGCUCGAUCAUCUUCCACGCCAUCCCCGGCAUUGACAUGGUAUCCGCUUGGCUCCGACCUGAAAUUGCCGCCGAUCGGGUCAACAUAAACAAUACACGCAUCGGCCUCGUCCGCGCCAUCCGGCGUAUGCGCCUUCUGUUGCGUGUAACGCUCCCCUGGCUAGGUCCAGAGUUUAUUGGGAUCUUCUGGGCCAUCAUCGAGAUUAUUAUCAAUGUCCAUCCGUCCAUCGUCGCGGUCGACCCAGCCUUCUCCCCUGCGUUGACCGCCCUCCGCUACCUUAACCAUAGCAACCGAAGUCCCAACAUGAUCAAGUUCAUCAUACUUUCACCCAACACCAUCAAAGACUUUGCCAUGCCCUUCCAGCCGGACGCCCAAGCCCUCUGGAAAUACCCUUGCAUUGGGACAGCCUACCCCUUCCCUGUUCCCUUGCUCUACAUCCCAUGGAAUAUCUAUCUGAUAUUAUUCUCCAUCAUUGUCGCCGUCUUCCUAGACAGCAACCGUCGCUCCAUUCAGCAACAUCUCACGCUAAACACCGAUGAGAAAACAAAGGUCACAACCCUAAACGACCUCAGCCUCAGCUCAGCUGGAAUGCGAGUCAGAUUUCUGGUGGCUAACCUACCAGAGAUUGAGUUCCCGUUAAAGGUUAUACCAAAGCAUAUUAUCCCGUGUGGACCGAUGAUACGGCCGUCGAAGCCAGUGAAAGAGGCGGACCCGGAGUUGGCUGGGUGGUUAAAGCGAGGUGGGAAGACGGUGUAUAUCAAUCUGGGAACGCAUUUGUUGUUUGACGAGGCGGGGCAGAGGGAGAUGGCAAGGGCAAUCAAGAUGCUGUUGGAUGUGGCAGAAGGGACGACUUGGAGAGACACCGAGAGGAGGUUGAAAGGAUUGAAGGUUUUGUGGAAGGUGCCAGGGUUUGUGAAGGAGGCUGAAGAGAAUGGCGGUAGUGAGCUUGGUGAAGGACAAGGGAGAUCGGGGCAUGCGGCGGGCAUCAAGAAUGGACACCAACACGGGGAUGAGCAGCAGCAUCACGAUCGAAGUGAAUCGCCCAUAUACUCUAUACUCGGCCCAGAUAUUGAGUCUGGUACUGUUCGAAUAGUCAACUGGUUCCAAGCCGAGCCCACAGCAAUCUUGCAGAGCGGCGAUUUGGUAUGCGCCGUUCACCAUGGGGGUGCCAACUCCUUUUUAGAAACCGUCUGCGCUGGUAUCCCCCAAAUCAUCCUCCCUCCAUGGAUGGAUUGCUACGAUUUUGCCCGCCGAGUAGAGAUCCUUGGCAUCGGGCGCUGGGGAAACCGCUCGAUUUCCGACUCAUCAGAAAGCAGCAACAAGUUGUGCAAUGCGAGGGAGCUGGCAAACGUUCUGAUUGAUGUCAUUAUAAGUGGAAGGUGGCCUGUAUACGCAGAAAGAGCCAAGGAGUUGGCGAAGGUUUGUGGAGGGCCGGAAAUUGGAAGGGAAGUUGCCGCGAGAAUGAUCCUGAGGGAGAUUGACGGGUCUGAAGGUGAUGAUGUUAUUGGCGAAGAGCAGGAAGGUGUGAAAGCGGCGAGGGGUAGGGGAGAGGAGAAGGAGAAGACAAACUUAUUGGAUGGCGCAGGAAGUUCAUGA
Molecule: messenger RNA, 1797 nt
Organism: Sordaria macrospora k-hell
Lineage: Eukaryota; Fungi; Ascomycota; Sordariomycetes; Sordariales; Sordariaceae
Molecular function (GO): UDP-glycosyltransferase activity
Source: RefSeq, a predicted model, not a curated record